AUGAGAGAACUGGUGUCCAUGUUCAACCCCAGCCUUAUCAACCUGGACAAGGACAGGUCUCUGUAUGACAAUGCUGAAGAAAUGGUUGAUGUACUCACUAGCCAACAGGGAGAUAGCUGGAAGCUGGUGCUGCUGUUUGUGCAGAUGGACAGCCUGUGUAUCUGUCCAGAGCAGGUCAGCCAGUCAGUUGAUGAAGCAGUUCAUCAGGUGGAAAAGGCCCUUGACCUCCUGAAAUCUCAGCUGAAGAAGAGCAUUGUCAGUGUGGCCGUAUGGGACAAAUCAGGCAAAUCUGAAAACAUGCAGCAAGACAGAGUUUGCCCCUGUGAUGAGAAGCGGGCGUCUGGAGAACGGAGGCUGUUGAAGGCCAUCCUGCCUCAGCUAUUACAGGAUGCCUUGCAUCGCCAUCUGGUGGCCAAAGGGUAUUACAGCGACAAUGAGGAUUUCACGGUGGUGCUGCAGAGGGCCCCUGUAUCAGCUGAUCUGCCUGCCACGGAAUCACGGGUUGUCAGCGUGGAUGAAUCCGUCCACAUGAACGACUUGGCACUGCAGUUGUGGAGUAACCUUGCUCAUCCGUAUCUGAGGACAGAGAGGAACUCCCCAUCGGAGUCCUUUUCCACCAUCGAGGAUCUGAUAAUGGGAACUGAAUUGCCUUGUGAAGAACGCAGUCCUUCUCCUGUUCCACCAACCUCUGUCCAUGAGGUCCGGCCGGCUGAUAUCAAAGUGGUGGCAGCUGUCGGGGACUCGCUGACGGCAGGUAAUGGGCUGGGUGCAGGGCCUAAUAACCUGUUGGAGGUGCUGGUCCAGUACCGUGGCCUGUCGUGGAGUGUUGGUGGAGACAUGAACAUCUCACAUGUCACCACACUACCCAACAUUUUGAAGGAGUUCAACUCCAAUGUGACGGGCUUCUCUGUAGACAAAGGCAAGGAGACCUCCAGCAACGCUUUCCUCAACCAGGCAGUUGCAGGAGCUAAAGCAGAUGGCCUUUUGGGACAGGCUAAAGUUCUGGUGGAAAGAAUGAAAACAGACCCGCGUAUUGACUUCCAAGCUGACUGGAAGGUCAUCACCAUGUUUAUCGGAGGCAAUGACUUGUGUGACUCCUGUAAGAACGCUCUCUACUUCUCUGCUGACAACUUCCAAAAGCACGUCAAAGAAGCGUUGGACUAUUUUCACCAAGAGGUGCCGAGGGCCAUAGUAAACCUGAUCGAGCCCCUCCACAUCCUCCCCCUCCGCCAGUUGCAUCAGGACCACACCCUCAAGUGCCCCACCUGGCUGGUCGACAUCCUCUGCCCGUGUGUCAUCACCCCUCGUCCCCACUCAGAGGCUGAGAGGAGGAUGGAAGAUCUCAACAGACAUUACCAGCUCUCCAUCCAUGACUUGAUUGAGUCUGGUCGCUAUGACACCCAUGACAACUUCACUGUGGUCAUACAGCCCUUCCUCAGGGACAUCAUAGUGCCCCUGCUUCCGGACGGACGCCCCGAUCGCUCCUACUUCACCCCCGACUGUUUUCACCUCAGCCAGAAGUCACACACUCAGAUGGCCAGGGCUCUCUGGAACAACAUGCUGGAGCCGCUGGGUGAUAAGACUCACAAUCAGGACUUUGCCAGUGGCCUCAACCUCACAUGCCCCACUCAGAGCUCCCCGUUCAUAAGGACGUACAGGAACAGCGACUACAUCUAUCAAGGCCCCAAGCCAACACCUCCUCCUGUCACGAACUGGGGUAGGGAUUUCUCCUGCAAAGACGUGGCUCCAUCGGCCUCUGUUCCCACAUCAGUGCACAAACUGAGACCUGCUGACAUCAAAGUGGUGGCUGCACUGGGCGACUCCAUUACUGCUGGACGCGCGGCCAAGGCCAAAACCUACGGCAACCUCAAGACAGAGUACAGGGGAGUGUCCUGGAGUAUUGGGGGUGACAGUGACUUGAAGACCAUCACCACUAUACCAAAUAUCCUGAAGAGCUUCAACCCCUCCGUCCAUGGCUUCUCCAAAGGUCAAGGGUCACUACAGAAGGGCUUCAACAUGGCCACGUCCGAAGCUCAGACUAGUGCGAUCCCAGGGCAGGUCAGCUCUCUUAUUCAAGCCAUGAAGAACAGCAAGAAAGUGAACUACACUGAAGACUGGAAGCUGGUCACACUGUUUGUUGGAGUCAAUGAUCUGUGUCAUUAUUGCAAAGACCAAGAUAAUCUGUCAUCUAAGAACUUCACCGAACACAUAACGGCCAGCCUGGACCUGCUCUAUGCUGAGGUACCACGGAUCUUGGUGAACAUCCUUGAAGUUCCCCAAAUCGACCUACUGAGGAAGAUCAACAAGGGAACUCUGACCUGUGGCUUAAUCCCAAGGGAGAAAUGUCCAUGUGCAGUACUUCCUCAAGACCAGUCCCCAGCUCUUAUGGAGCUGAAGAGGGUUAAUGCUGAGUAUCAGGCUGCCCUGGAGCAGCUGGUGUCUGGUGGCCGCUAUGAGGAGCGCGAGGACUUUGCCGUGGUGCUGCAGCCCUUCCUACAGCACGCUGCUGUGCCUCUGGUCAACGAAGGCCAGCCAGACCUGAGCUACUUUGCCCUGGACUGUGUUCACCUCAGUGAGAAGAGUCACUCUGAGAUGGCCACCGCACUCUGGAACAACAUGCUGGAGCCAGUGGGAAAGAAACAGUUCUUCACCAACUUCACAUAUGACCGCACCAAGAUUCACUGUCCCUCAGAGGCUCAGCCUUUCAUCUUCACGCGCCACAACAGCCAAGCCAGCCCAGGCCCGACACCCACCACCACCACCACCCUAGCCCCCACCACCACCACCGCAGUGGACGCCACCUCUGCUACUCCAGUGCCACUGUGCCCUCCCUCUGUGCCAGUCUGGGUGCCAGUGAUCCUGGCUAUCAUCGGCCUUCUGAUUGGCUGGGUUGCCACCUGGAUGGUGUUCUCACGGCGACAGGCAGCAUCGUCACGGAAACAGAGGAGACUGGAGAGUUCGGAGGUAUUCCGGAACAACAACACACAGGAAAUGAAGCCCGGGAUGUAAACGUUCAGGCUACCAGCUCUGUUCCUGCUCUCGAUGACCAACCAGAGGGGUGAUGGUAGUUGUGCGUAGUUUGUAUUGUUGUUUAGAUGACUAACCUUGGUCAGCUAUGGGACAACAGGCUCUACCGUGGCGCUAACGAUAGGGCACUGGGCUGCUAUGCCGGCGACCCGGGUUCGAUUCCCGGCCUGGGUCCUUUGCCGAACCUUCCCCAUCUCUGUCUCCCCACUCGUUUCCUGUCCAAUCUCUCACUGUCCUAUUAACAAAUAAAAGGCCAUUAAAAAAAUAAGCCAUGGGACAAGAUUUGUAUCCACCCCAAUAGAACCAUUGGAACCAUUACACACUGCAUGUGUAUGAUCGCAACACACUUACAAUGUGUAUAUCAUGGACGUUAAACAACAUUGUAUUGUAUUUAUGUAGCAUUUUUAAAGACACCCACAGUGCAUAAGUGCUCUCACCUGGCAACACAUAUGCUUUUGCUUGUGGA
Engraulis encrasicolus (European anchovy) is the source of this 3493-nucleotide messenger RNA. RefSeq names its product phospholipase B1, membrane-associated-like. Gene Ontology annotation, biological process: phospholipid metabolic process. The record is from RefSeq and is a predicted model, not a curated record. The coding region runs from base 1 to 3009 and encodes 1002 amino acids. Gene Ontology annotation, molecular function: retinyl-palmitate esterase activity; A2-type glycerophospholipase activity; phosphatidylcholine lysophospholipase A1 activity. Gene Ontology annotation, cellular component: brush border membrane. The transcript is spliced from 38 exons. Lineage: Eukaryota; Metazoa; Chordata; Actinopteri; Clupeiformes; Engraulidae.